AACAAGGAAUGUUCUAUGGCCAGUGUAAAGAAAAUGAGCGGUCUCAACGCAAAGAUUGCUAUAACUUUUGCUAAUAGACUAUCAUAAUUUAGAGGAGCUCAUGUUUUUUUUUCACACAUUUAGUUUUUGCAAAUACUGAAAACGUAGGAGGCCUUGGAUUUCAUCAAAUAUUAACAGCAUGUAACCUAGCGCAGGUUCAUUUGUGGCACAAAGCGUCACGUCUCACCCUCAGCGUCCAUGUAUCCAUGGAAACAUUUGUGUAGAGUUAAGAACAGACCUAGCCUAGUUUGGUGAGUAGCAUUCAGCAGGUUCGCGCGUAGACGUUUUGCUUAGGUUUUUAUGCUUUCGCUGUUAUGAUACGGUUGUAAAAUGGAAGUAUUAAAACCAGGUGACUGCAUUAUGAACCAGUAAUUCUGAAUAACGUUUUUGUUUUUAUUGACAAAGUUAACGCAUGGUAGCAAGCUGUUUGACAAUGCUAUCUUCGGCCGUAGGUCAUGAUUCGAAUCAUACUGCGACGUGUGACUACAUUUUGGCAAAAGAUAUUUAAAAUAGGAAAAUGUAAUGUUAGAAUAUGCAAAGAUGUCCUUCAGUCUGUUGGACUCUCUUGAUUCGGACACAGACACCUUGGUCCGGGAAAGGGCCUAUCAGCUGGAGCUUCAGAAGCGUAUUGGCAGUAACGUUAACAUUCAAAUCGAGGAAAAUGGUUCCGAUAGUCUGGAGAAGACACCUGUUACUAUCGUGGACCACCAAACUACCAGGACUGAUGAGGAAGUGACAAGUGAUGACAGUGACGAAUAUGCGGACCUACGGUACGACCCUGACUGGAGGAGGAAUUUCAAGGAGGUGCGCCUGUUCCAUGAACUGCGGACACAGCUCUCGCUGGAGCAGGGCAUCCAUGAUGUGUAUGACGGGCCAGAGGAAAACCUUGGGCAAGUCCGGACCCUGCCGAAGAGGAGAGGUCAAGAGAAUGUCAACGCUAUCGGUCACAGGGUAGUGCGAUCUGGUGGACCCACCGAGGACCACAUCACAGUAGAGAAAAUGAGUGGAGUUCAGCUUGAUCUCCCAGCAUCCUCUUUCCAUCUGCAUCCCCCAGAACAUCAGGUAGAGUGUGACUCCUCAACAACAUCCAGUCAGACACAAUCCCCGCCUGCAUCAGCGGCGAUGGCAGGAAGCCGUCUGAAUCGCGCCCUGAAGGAGACCAGUCUAGCCAGGCCACAGAGGCAACAUCACAGAGCGAUUCCUGAGGGACACGACCAAACACGUGAACCCCCAGAGCAAGGUGAAGAAGCUCCUGGCAGAGUGAAAGACAGUCACGGUGCCUUCCCCCUCGAUCAAAAGAGCUCUUCUCACAGGCGGUCAAACGCAAGGCCAGCCAAACCCAGGGGUGACGUGGUCGAUCAGAACAAGAAGACACUGGGUGUGAACCCAUCCAAGCAGGGCUCAUACCUGAGGAUGCAUGGGAAGAAGAGAGACCCACCUGAGCAAACACAUGAGGUCCAGGAGUCGCCGGAAGAUUCCAGCACAGACAGCCAGGAGAGCCAAGAGGAUGAGAGUCUGGACUCGGAGCACCUGUGGCAUCAGAAGACCCAGAGGCUGAGGGUCACUCAGUGCCAGAGAGAAAGGAGACUUCAACCUAAGGGGGGAAAUUGGAAACCUCUCCGGCAGAACCGACCCAAAAGGACUCACGCAGCCCAGACCAGGAGCAGGUUCAGCGCGCCGACCGACGGGCCUUUGGCUGGAGGGGAUUCCCACCCCCUGGCCGAUAUCCUGGUCAUCGACGACGCUGGCUCUUCCAGUUACGCCUCGGACACCUCACCACAGCCGCCACGGCCGCACAGACGCUCCCCUCCUCCUGCAUCUCUCUCUUCCCCGAGCAGGACCCCCACGGUCAACCUGAACAUAAACCUCAACACGUCCACGGCAAGGGGACACUCACCCCACGUCAUCAGAGACCAGCAGGACGGCCUCCUAGCGCUGGCCUCUCCCAAGGCCUCGCAGUGGAUGCUGAGGCCUCAGUUCUACCCCACGCCUUUCACUGGCUCCGACUCCAGUCCCAGCCUCCCGUCUCCUCACGCAGCUGCCACUGCUGAUGCUGGUCAGUUGCAGUGGGCAUUGGUGAUGGCCUCUCCCAGUGCUGCUAUUCCUGACUCUGGGCACAAGGGCCUGGACACGCUAGCGCCCCCAGGUGGCAGAAAGAGGAACAACACAGAGGCUCAUUUCUGGGGUCAGAGCCAAAAUGGUGAAAGAGUGAGUCUGUGGCAGUCUAACACAGAGCCGACCCCGGAGCCUGUUGUGCAGAUGCACGAUCACGCUCUCAGAUCCAGACAUUCUAUAGGAAGCCCGGCGCCCUACUUUGUGCUGCCCCCUAUUGGUAGAACGGUGGCAGAGGACCGUGAGCGUGUGGCUGACCGCGCUCAGAACAGCUUGAUGAUGAUUGGCCCCAGGAGCUGCUCGGAUGGGUACCUGGCUCAGAUGGAGAAGCAGAGGCAGACAAAAGCACAGACGGUGUAUAAGGCAUACACACUCAAGGAUUAUAAAAGUCUUGAACAGGAUGUGAAGCUCGGAGGUCUCGGACCCAGUAGCGCUGUAACUGAAACAACUGCAGAGAAAAUUAGACGACAGAAGCUGUAUUCAGAUGUGAUCCGGCAGCAGAACAAGAAGAUAAGUAGGAUUCCCUUUCUGCCGGCUCAGGCUCAGGCUCAGGCACAGGCCCCGCUGAACACUAACAAGGACGCGGCUCCCAGGAGAAAGGCUUUGGAAUACGCCAGAACCAUCGCGAAGCCGAGCGUGUCACCGCGGUUGAAGAAAGAGGCACAGGAGAUGACGGCUGCCCCUGACCAGGCGAGGUAUUUGAGUGGGGUGGACAUGGGCCAGCUGACUAUCCUGGAGAGCCUGCGCAAGCGCCACGAGCUGGAGAAGCAGGCGGUCGCUCAGUUCAAAGCCGUUCAGGCCAUUUAACCCUCCCAGAGAUCGACUUCAGUUUGACACAGUCACAGUCCUACUGCACAAGACACGGGCUGCAUAAGGAAACCUCUGAGCACUUUCUUUUCUCGAGGAGUUUAUUCUUUUACUCAUUGCAAUUAAAAUGCUUUUGAAAGUCAUGGCUGUGCAAUCUGCCAUAUUGGAGGGUCUCUGUCAGAACUCAGUUCUUCCAGUUGACUUAUAGUUGAUUUUAGAUCUUGACUGAUUUUUGAAUGAGUUAUCAGUUAGGAGUGAUGGAUAGACGUCCUGUCAUAAUGUCUGUUCAUGACCAUGUUCAUGACCAAAUGAACAUGCAUUUGUUGUACAGUCUGGUUUAUGAAUAGAGACUUUGCAGAUAACUAGACUAACGUGAGAAACAAGAUGGAGCUCUUAGAAAUCCAACAUCUAAUACUAAUGGUGUAGUGGUUCAAACAAGAUACAAAAACAGGUUGUAUAUGUCCUUAAAAUGCACCAAUGUAUCCAUGUAAGUUACAAAUUGUUUGUGUAUGUGUGUAUAUAUAUAUAUAUAUAUAUAUAUAUAUAUAUAUGGCAUGUAUUAUGAUUUUUUUUCAGUCUCACACAAUACCUCAUUUUUUCAUAAAAUCCACUCAGAGACAGAAUUUAAAUGAAAUAAACUUUAAAAAUAUA
Messenger RNA from Clupea harengus (Atlantic herring), 3609 nucleotides. RefSeq names its product junctional cadherin complex regulator. Gene Ontology annotation, biological process: axoneme assembly. Lineage: Eukaryota; Metazoa; Chordata; Actinopteri; Clupeiformes; Clupeidae. The record is from RefSeq and is a predicted model, not a curated record.